AAAUUUGAAUUUUAAUUUCAGGAUUGACUCGAUCGUGUGAUACUGUGCUAAUUGCAGAAAUGUCCGUCUUGAGAUUUCAGCCAUCUAUUUUAUGUAGCGGUCUUUCACAAUCUGGUGUCUUAUGUCGCUACGACAACUGUUCUCGAAGUUAUUUUAAUAAAGACUAUGAAAGGAACAACGACAGCAAUCACAGCAAUAUAAAAAAAAGAAAGGAAUUCAUUUAUAAAUUCUAUGUACCAUCAGAUAUCGGUGCUGCUACUGCUCUUAUUUCAAUAUUGGAAGCCUGUAAAGAAUGUCCUGAUAUUGUGUUUCAAAUUCAAUCAAACGCUUUUCCGAAAUCAAUUUAUGAAAGCCAAGACAAAGUUGAUCAACAUAAUUUCAUUCAAAGCGUUCAUGUAAUAAAACCAAACCAAACUGCAAACAUUUCAUUCGAGUUCCACGUUCAAGAGGAAGCUUGGCAUUAUAUACAUGUAAAUUUUUUCAAAGAAAAAAAAAAAAUAUCAGAAAGAUGGAAAACAAAGUUGACUAAGCCAUUCGCUCCUCAAAACGAAGAAGUUUUAAAUUAUUCUAUAAUGAAUUCAACUCAAAGUGGAUGUCACCAAGUACAAUACGGUUUGGUAAUAAAUUUUCAAACAUCUUUUGACACUUCGCAUAAAGAACCGGAAAAGGCAAUAAUCAAUCCAACUUUUACCACGAAGAUUGUAAGCGCUGAAAUUUUUGACGAAAAUAUUACCAUAGAUUUUCUAAACCAUGAUCCCAAAGAAUGGCUACCAAAACGAUUUCGAGGUAUAGACUUUUAUCCACUCUUACGUCAAACAUAUCGAGAGUUUUUUAUGUUUGAUUAUGACCUUAUGCCUGACAAAAAUGGCACAGUUCCAUUUGUUCUUAAUUUAACCGCCGGUAUACCUGCUGGCUUUGCUUUUGAGGUUCGUGGUGUACAUGACACAGGCGGGACUUUAUCUUUCGCUGUAUCAAUGAAAAAAGAAUUAGAUAGCGAAUCAAUUGCAUUGAAAAAAUUGUUUUCUACCAGUACUGAGAAGGAUGCUAUUGUAAAAGGAAACGAAAAAAUGUUCGGAGUAGGAUCUUUGUCCAAAAGCAAUAAAACAAUAUUAGUUUGUAUGCACUUAUCAGAACCAGGAAUUCCAAUUUGGCCAGAUAAAUGCCAGUACGGCCAACAAGUUUUUCCAGCCGCAAGUAUUGUAAAUAAUACUGAUUUCAGCACAACUACAGGCGUUGUUCACGUUCCAUUUCCAGAAAGAGGAAGAUGGUACAUUAGCAUGGCCUUAUAUUGCCACGUAAAUAAAUCGGCACCUCACUUAACGCUAAUAGAUAGAGUAAAAGACUUUAUAAAAACUAAUAUACAUACUUUGGACAAGAUAAAUCAAACGUGCCCUUGCUUUCCAGAAUUGAGGCGAUACGUUAGAUGUAUUGCAAAUAUUGAAUGUUUAAAUUCAAUGACUAAGGCAGAGACGUUUAAAGUAAAAGAUUGCUUAGUGGAUCCUAAAUGUACUCCUAAUUAUCUCGAUAUGAUCCUCGAUUUUGAAGUGCAUCAAAAACUUACCAAUAAUCAACACUUUGCGUUGGAAAACUGCAACACUUCAGUUGUAUUUACGAUCUCAUCGAAUCCCUGUGUUGUUGGCCGUUGUGGACGAUAUGGUCGUUGCUACCAUUACAUGUCAGGAGGAUUCGUAUUUUCUACUUGUGUGUGCUUUAAAGGCUAUCGAGGUUGGGAUUGUUCUGAGGAUAGUGAAGUGCCUUCAAAUGUUUCUGUCCUUGCGGCAUCUCUUUUACUUUCCCUUAGUAACCUAAUUUUUGUACCCAGCAUUUACAUUGCAAUUCGACGUUACUACUACACCGAAGCAACUAUUUAUUUUUUCGCUAUGUUUUUUUCUAUAUUUUAUCAUGUUUGUGAUUCAGGAGAGGAUGAGUACAGUUUUUGUUUAGUAAAAAUAGGAGUACUGCAGUUUAGUGAUUUUUAUUGUGGUCUUCUAGCCAUUUGGGUUACUUUAAUCGCAAUGGCACACAUUCGUCAACAAUUCGUCUCAAUUCUACAUAUGCUUGGUGCAGUUCUUUUAGCUUUUGGUACUGAACUCAAUAAACAGAGUCUUUGGGUAUUUUUAGUCCCUGCGCUUACAGGUAUAUGUCUCAUUUCUACCAGUUGGGGUAUACGUUGUUACAAAAUGCGAAAAUGGUAUCCAUCACCAAAGUUCCUUAUAAUUUAUAUGCCCUUAGGCGUGGUACUCGUAAUGGUAGGUCUAAUCUGCUUUGCUUUCUUGCAAACGAAAAAAAACUACCACAUCGUUCAUUCAAUUUGGCAUAUGGUAAUGGCUCUAAGUAUUCUUUGCCUGCUCCCUUCACGAAAGUACUUCAUACCAAAGUGCUAGCACUCAUCACUGUUAACAAAUCUUCUCCUCCAACAGAAACAGAAAUAGUGUUUAAAACUAUAUAACAAAAUAAAAAUUUGGCAACAUUUAAAUAUACAUAUGUAUGUACAUACGAGGUGUGUUCAAAGAAAAAGGGGAAUUAUGAAUAUUUUGAAAAGUACUUAAUCUCCUUUUAGAUAUAAUACACUUGUGCCAAUGCUUUUAUCAAUCCUCGAAGCAUUUCUGAAAUGCGCUUUCUUCGAUUCUGACUUGAUCUCACCAACUGUGGCAAAACGCUUUCCUUUUAUUAACACGCUUAUAUUAGUUUCACUUGUAUGUCUGUUUGUAACUCAAAAACUAAACUCAACACGAUUACAAAGUAUGCGCAAAAUGUUUGCAUACUUUUUAACACUCUUUUAUUAGCUUCAUUUCUAUGUGUGUCUGUCUGUUUGUAAUCAAACUAAACCCAACACGACUACAAAGUAUGCGCAAAAUAUUUGCAUACUUUUAGGCAUAUUUUGACAUCUCAAAGGGAACAAAUCAACUGAACGGACAACAAAAAUUAUAAUAUUUAGGAUAAAAUUUUUUAAUGGCAGAUCAAAAUAUGGAAUUUAAUAAAAAAUAAAAAAGAAUUGAAUAAAUGAGAAGUUAGUAUUGCUUAAAAUAUUUUUAUUAUCUUACAAGAGACUUAGACUAUUCAGGAAUUUUUAUUAUUGAAACUAUAGUUUUAUGGUAACUGAAAUAAGAUGCAUAAGUUUGAGACUUGACAUCCUCUAAAUAUCUGGAAAAUACCGCGUGAAUGGUGUUUCCAUAUUUUGUAGUGGAUUCUUGUGGAUCAAUAUUCAUUUUCAAAUUCAAUCUUUCCGAAAGAAAACUUGUCAACCGCUCUGACUUUUUAUCAGCGAAGUUGAUGUUGAAAACGCCACCGAAGAUGAGUGGAAAUUUGUUACCACUGAUAAUCCGAUUGAAAUACCUAUUUGGUCGCCAAUAAUAUAAUAUCGAUUCACAAAUCAUCAAGCACAAGUUCAUACAACUGUGUCUAAAAUGAUUAAUUGAAAAAUUUCAUUUAUAUUUUUAGCAAGACACAAUUAUAAGAUGAUAGAAUUCUGGUAAAAAGAGCCGAGAAAAUAUGAAAUAGAAUCGAGUUCAUAACGAUGAGUCAUACCAUAUAUUGGUCAUACAUUACAUACUGUGAUACUUCGUCCGAAAAUGUACAUAGUGUAGAUAGCUACAGCUACUAUUUAUUAAAAAAUAAUAAAAUAUAAAUAAAUAUAGUUUAAAAAAACUAAAAAAAAAACGCUUUUAAAGAAUAUCGAACUAAAAAGU
Molecule: messenger RNA, 3689 nt
Organism: Bactrocera oleae (olive fruit fly)
Lineage: Eukaryota; Metazoa; Arthropoda; Insecta; Diptera; Tephritidae
Source: RefSeq, a predicted model, not a curated record